UAAGGAGGAGAAGAGUUCAGAGCUGCUGCUGAUCACCGAACCGAACCUCCUGCUGCUGCUGUUCUUCUGUCACAGACAGACAGACAGACAGACAGGUACAGGUCGGAUUAAAUUACGCAUUGCGCCUUUAAGAAGCUGUCAACAGGAUUAGAGUUACGCACGGCUGGCUGAGGUCGCGCGCACCGGAGCGCUUUUUACGCACAGAGGAGCGACAUUUGUCCCUCUGGUUUCUUCCUCUCCGUGGGCCCGGACACAGCUUCCACGCAGCGCGACAUGGCAGAGAUCGGGAAAGGAGUGACAGCCGGGAAACUGGCCCUGAACGUCCAGAAGAGGCUGAGCAGGGCGCAGGAGAAGGUCCUCCAGAAGCUGGGUAAAGCUGAUGAGACUCGGGACGCUGCCUUUGAGGAGCUGGUUGCUAACUUCACCAAGCAGAUGAAUGAAGGCGGCAAACUGCAGAAAGACCUGAAGAGCUACAUGGCAGCGGUCAAAGCCAUGCACGACGCGUCACGGCGGCUGCAGGACUGUCUGGCUGACAUGUACGAACCUGACUGGUUUGGAAAGGAGGAGCUGGACGCACUGGUGGAGGACACGGACACGCUGUGGUUGAGCUACCAUCAGAACCUGACAGACAAAUCUCUGCUGUGCAUGGACACAUACCUGGCUCAGUUCCCGGAAAUCAAGUCCCGUAUAGCCAAGCGAGAGAGGAAGCUGGUGGACUUCGACAGCGCCCGCCACCACUUUGCCUCUUUACAGAAAGGAAAGAAGAAGGAUGAAGCCAAGAUCGCCAAGGCGGAGGAGGACCUGGGUCGGGCUCAGAAGAUCUUCGAGGAGCUGAAUGUGGAGUUACAGGACGAGCUUCCAACUCUGUGGGACAGUCGUGUUGGCGUCUAUGUUAGCACAUUCCAGAGCCUGGCAGGUCAUCAGGAGAGCUUCCACAAAGAAAUGAGCAAACUCAGCCAGAACCUGAACGACAUCAUGACCAAACUGGAGGAACAACGGCAGAUCAAAAAAGAUGCUACUGCAGCAACAGGGAAAGGAGACGGUGCAAAGAGUGAGGAAGCCAACCACAGUGAAUCGACUAGCCCUGCACCAAAGAAGCUCGGACCUCCGCCCAACCGGCCUCCACCCAGACUUACCCCAUCUCCAGACCCCAAACAGCAAAUCGCUGGCAUGUUUGAGGAAGAGGCUUUAGAACCAGAUGCUAACACAAACUCCUCCAGCACGACACAAGAGGUCAGACAGACGCUAAGCUAUCCUAGCUUAGAACAGAUAUAGUUUCCUUUUCACUGU
Molecule: messenger RNA, 1290 nt
Organism: Cyprinodon variegatus (sheepshead minnow)
Lineage: Eukaryota; Metazoa; Chordata; Actinopteri; Cyprinodontiformes; Cyprinodontidae
Gene: bin1b
Product: myc box-dependent-interacting protein 1-like
Exons: 12
Coding region: 274-1275 (333 amino acids)
Cellular component (GO): cytoplasm; synaptic vesicle; plasma membrane
Molecular function (GO): phospholipid binding; tau protein binding
Source: RefSeq, a predicted model, not a curated record